CGAACCGGUAAAAUCACAACACAACAACAACAACACAGCAAACAUCCAUAAACAGAACGCAUGUACGCCUGGGGUGCCAACAGCCAUGCCCAGCUGGGACUGGGCUACGCGACGGAACAAUGUGAAUCCCCGCAACCAUUGACCGGUGUGCCGUUUCGUGCCGUCGAUAUAGAAUGUGUCGCUGCCGGUGGUGGCCACACGCUUGUAGCGACGGUCGACGGGAGAUUGUAUGCUUGCGGAUGGAACAACCGAGGCCAGCUUGGUUUGGGACACGCGAAUGACUGUGUCCGGUUCGAGCCCGUCGGUGAGUUCGGGUUCAAGCGACUGUUCGCAGGCUGGGACACAUCGGCAGGGAUACGCGCAUCCGGAGACCUGUACGUAUGGGGAUCGAAUGUGUGGCAGCAGAUAGGACAAGCAGGGGUUAAAAGUAUCCCUACACCCACACGGAUUGAGCUACCAGAAAGUGGACCUGUGGCGAAAGUUACAUUCGGUUUACAGUACAUGGCGGUGCUGAUGGAGAGCGGAAAGGUUUGGGUGUUGGGAAAAUGUAAGUUCCUAGCCGAUUACCCACUGGAAGUUGCAUCGAAGCUAGCGAUUCGAUGUCUCUGGGAUAGAAGCUCGGUCCGGGAUGCGGUCAGUGGAGACAAUCAUUUGGUGCUGCUAGUUGGCGACCGUCGAAUUGAAUGCCUUGGCGACAACAAACAUGGCCAAUGGUUGGCUGACAAUAGCAUAUCGGAAGACGUUACAAAGCUUGAAUCUGGAUGGACCCACUCGGGAUGUAUGACCGUGAAUGGAACCGUGCAUUUGUGGGGUAGAAACAAUUACGGACAGCUUGGACGACCGGCACCGACUAGCAGUUGCUCAGCUCCACAAAAGCUUCAACUAGAAACGGAACAAAUGGAGCUGAAAGAUUUUAGUUUGGGAUCCCAGCACGGUGUAGCACUGACACACGCUGGUCGUGUGUACUGUUGGGGCUGGAACGAGCAUGGCAACUGUGGCACGGGAAGCACAGCGAAUGUAUUGGUUCCUACCCCGAUCGACAUCCCUGUGCCGGUGAGGAAGGUGAUCUGUGGUGCUGGUUAUACGAUGGCAUUCACCUAACACACAUCAUUCAUCUCGCAAUGCAAUCGUUUCCAUCACCCGCUAGUGCCAUCGACCCAUUUAUUAACGGGCUGUAAACGGCAAAGAAGUGGCAAUAAAAACGGGCACCAUUGGAAAAAUGCCAAAAUAACCCACAAUUAACACGCUUACGGCGAAGGAAAGCAAGGAGCACAAUAGCAACAUGAUCCCAAUGAAUUGUUCCCUUUCUGUGCCUUAAUAGCCCCUGAAACGCCCCUGUUUCUUGAACGAACACCACACCCCGUGCCCACAUUACCGUUUUAUGGUUCAACCGUCCGUGUGUUUGGCGAAUUUUGGAGGAAACGGUGAGCACACACUCGCACACACACAAUAGGCAAAAGAAAAGCCAAUAUAGCAAAUAUUUGGAGAUUUGUUGAUCACUACCACACGGGCUGGUGUAUAUAUUAGGGGUAAUAAUAUUUGAAAAAAACAGAUGAUGCCAAUUUUUCAGAAAAAGCACAACAACGGGCACGCCCCCCAAAAUUUGACCUGGAGGAAGGCUUGUGCAUUUUCUUUCAUUUUACCUUGCUGGUAAAACUAAAAGUUAGCUAACUCCUUUUUCCGUUUUUCGCCUAGAAUGUACCCACUGGAAGAAGCUGGAUGGUUCUGUACCUUGCUGGCUACCCGUUAGAAGGUGCUAGAAGUAGGCCUUGGAAUUUUUGCAUACUCCACGCAGUAACAGGUAGCGCGUACCUCUAGGGGUCACCGUGACGGGUAGGGUGUGCGAAGCGUGUUUUAAAUGCCAGUGUCACGGUGCAGA
Molecule: messenger RNA, 1879 nt
Organism: Anopheles merus
Lineage: Eukaryota; Metazoa; Arthropoda; Insecta; Diptera; Culicidae
Product: secretion-regulating guanine nucleotide exchange factor
Exons: 3
Coding region: 61-1101 (346 amino acids)
Source: RefSeq, a predicted model, not a curated record